Messenger RNA from Serpula lacrymans var. lacrymans S7.9, 2311 nucleotides. RefSeq lists its product as uncharacterized. The record is from RefSeq and is a predicted model, not a curated record. The transcript is spliced from 10 exons. The coding region runs from base 47 to 2311 and encodes 754 amino acids. Lineage: Eukaryota; Fungi; Basidiomycota; Agaricomycetes; Boletales; Serpulaceae.
UUUCAAGUUCCAACUCUACAUUGCCUGCUACCUCUAUACUUUCCUAAUGGAAUGCUCACAAAAAUCAUGCAAGAACAUAGUUCCCGAGCAAAACAUUGGUAGAAAUGGCCUGCCAUACAAGAUGUGUUCCUCAUGUAGAGAAAAAGCAAGAAUGGCUGUCACUGCACACCAAACAAAAAGGAGAGGUGACGAACACACAGAUCCACCUCCACGUCAGGCACCUGCUCCGCACCAGGAGACUACAGAUGAGGUGGGUAGACUUACUGGGGAAGGGACCCCUGAGGUCAUACCUCCAAUACCUGAAAGGCAUGACAGUUCAGACGAGGAUGGCCCUGGAACUGCCGUAAAAGUCUAUGAAAACAGUAACACAUUGUUUUGCGCACUCCAAGAAGACUUCAAGAGCAGAGAGAGUGUGAGCUUCUUCGGCAGCUACCAGCUUGCAGAAGAUCCAUUUGUCGAUGAUAAAAAAAGAGUUGAGAUGACCAUUAGCGACAUAUGGAAGACCACUGGGUACCAAUUCACGGUGAAGGAUCAUACAAAGACUCAAAAUGGCCACAAAACUCGUCUGUGGUGCUGUCAGGAUGACGGGAGGAAGAAAAAAGCCAAGCCAAGCACAAAGCCUGAUGUUAAACACUGUGAUCAUGUUGGCAUGCAGAGGUUUGACUGUGGUAGCCAGCUCAAUGUGUUAUGCGUGAAAUGCACUUCUGGAACUCGUGUUGUGACUAUCCGACUCAAGCAUGAGCAGAGGCACAAACCUUAUUAUGAUGUCACCAUUCCGCCUAAGGCAAUCCAGAUCAUACGCAACAAUAUUGAGUGGAGCACUCCAGUUUCAAUAACGCCCAAGGUACAAGCCCUGUAUCCUCACAUAACAGGAAAACAAGUCCAUAGGGCAUGGACGGAAAUGGGCGAGGUCCUUUGGAAGAAGGACCCUGUCCAACUUAUCUCUGUGUAUAUCCUUCUCAAUAAUACAAACUCCAAGAAUCUCAAACUCUACAGUGUUCUUGGAGAAUAUGACAAUGCAGGGUUUCCCCUGUCAUACUGCGUACUAUCCACAGCAAGUGCCCUAGACAUUGGCAAGCGGAAGGUAGCCUUGACAGCAUGGGUAAAGUGUCUACAUGACACAUAUGGUGUUGUACCCAUCUUCACGCACGUCAAUAAGGACAUGGCUGAAAUUGGCAUGCUCCGAGAGAUCUGGGACGCAAAGAUUCAACUAUGCUGGUGGCACCUACGACAAGCAAUGCAGGAGCGCCUGGCUAAAAAUAAGCUGGCAACAACUCCAUAUAAUCCCCAACGUGCGCAUGCAGAAUUUGCCUUCAUCAACACAACAUUUGUUCCCCCCAGAAAAGCAGACAUGACCAAGUAUGAAGGUGGUGCCCCAGAUGUGUUGCAAGUCAACGAAGCUCCUUGCCCUACCCCAAAUACUAUUCCCCUCCAUAUACCUAGGCUGCCAUUGAUGGUGUCACCACUGACAACAAAUAGCACACCACCCAUUGAAACCGACUGUCAGUGUGACGGUGAUGAGACCACUGGCCACAGGAAAUUGAUGAUCAGGUUGCCAAAGUGGCCUAAAGAGGAAACUGUAGACCAGUUGGAAUCAAUCAAGCACAAGACAACAAAGGAAAAACGCACAUUCUGUCCCAAAAAUCAUCGGGAGAAGAUCAUUGAUAUGAUGGAAAGGUAUUUCUGUGCCCAUCCUCUCAUCCCUGGAUACUCGCACCCAAGCCGCCGAGGGAUUUGUGACUGGGCAGUCAAGCAAAUGUAUCAAUUUUGCAUUGUGAAUGAUCUACAUGAAGCCUGCGCAUACCUCUGGGAGAACUGGUACAGGCUAGAGCGAUGGGAAUUGUGGGCACAAUCAUAUCAUGAUGAGAUUCCAGUGCUCAAGGCCACAAUGAUUCUAGAGAGCCAGCCAAUAUUGAGAACUUGCAUCAUGGCGCAAGGCAUUCAAGUGGGACUGGAAACGGGUGGCAACAACCCCAAUUACUAUGCCGUUGAACAACAAAUACAGACCGAACACACUCACCUGGGGGAUUCAGACAUCCGAGAUGACAAGGAGUCAGGUGAUGAAGGAAUUAUUGACGUUGGAGGGAUAGAGAAUUGGUCUGAUUUUGCAGACGGUAUCCUCUACCAGGCGCAAUUUAAUGACCAUCGAUGGGGGGAGAGCUUGGAGCGGGAGGGGGCAUCCUUGUUUCAGCUCGCCAGUCAUUGCCUUGAGCUGUGGGAUUGUUUGGCUGUAAUACUGGGGGAGAGGGGCCAUACUCACCUUGUAAGCUUUAUUGGUGCUAAAUGGGGGGCUCCCGCGCGCCACCCUUAG